AUGUGUAGNAUUUCCAGCAAGUUGUAGCAUCUUUGCCGGAAUAUGGUAAAGGUAGUUGAACAUCGCAAAUGUCACAUCCACACAACAGCUAUCUCUGUACACCUUUCUCACUUCACCGACAGCAAAUGUAGCAUUCCGUGGAAGUUCGAAAAUCGUGCGGUAAUUCCUGUCGAAUGAAUCCGUAGUCACACCGCAGGUAACGCAGGUGCGUAUUUCGUCUGAUCUAGGCAUGAAACAAAGGGGUUUCAGCGAGUCGCUCGUGCUGCCAUCGAAACGCCAGCCGACUUUUGCGAGCGCUCUUUGAAAAUUCUGGUCUCUCCAGACAACCUUAUCACCUCGAAAAAAUGGCGGUCCACGUUGUUCUUCGCUCUCGAUGAAAUCGGUCAACGUAGGUAG
Messenger RNA from Haemonchus placei, 396 nucleotides. Lineage: Eukaryota; Metazoa; Nematoda; Chromadorea; Rhabditida; Trichostrongylidae. The record is from the annotation of a GenBank genome assembly.